This is a messenger RNA of Grammomys surdaster, 2469 nucleotides long. RefSeq names its product caspase 3 (gene Casp3). The record is from RefSeq and is a predicted model, not a curated record. Gene Ontology annotation, biological process: erythrocyte differentiation; apoptotic process; neuron differentiation. Bases 102 to 935 code for a protein of 277 amino acids. Gene Ontology annotation, cellular component: cytoplasm. The transcript is spliced from 7 exons. Lineage: Eukaryota; Metazoa; Chordata; Mammalia; Rodentia; Muridae.
GGAGCCUGCGGGAGGCUGCUGUUGCAGUGUUGGUGCUGGUGGGAUCAAAGCAGAGUGGCCUGCGGCGCGGAGCUUGGAUCGGUACGCUAAGAAAAGUGACCAUGGAGAACAACAAAACCUCGGUGGAUUCAAAAUCCUUUAAUAAUUUUGAAGUAAAGACCAUACAUGGCAGCAAGUCAAUGGACUCUGGAAUCUACCUGGACAGUAGUUACAAAAUGGAUUAUCCUGAAAUGGGCUUAUGUGUAAUAAUUAAUAAUAAGAAUUUCCAUAAAAGCACUGGAAUGACAUCUCGCUCUGGUACGGAUGUGGAUGCAGCCAACCUCAGAGAGACAUUCAUGGGCCUGAAAUAUGAAGUCAGGAAUAAAAAUGAUCUUACUCGUGAAGAAAUUAUGGAACUGAUGGAUAGUGUUUCUAAGGAAGAUCAUAGCAAAAGGAGCAGCUUUGUCUGUGUGAUUCUAAGCCAUGGUGACGAAGGAGUAAUUUUUGGAACAAAUGGGCCUGUUGACCUGAAAAAAUUAACUAGUUUCUUCAGAGGUGACUACUGCCGGAGUCUGACUGGAAAGCCGAAACUCUUCAUCAUUCAGGCCUGCCGGGGUACGGAGCUGGACUGUGGCAUUGAGACAGACAGUGGAACUGACGAGGAUAUGGCAUGCCAGAAGAUACCAGUGGAGGCCGACUUCCUGUAUGCUUACUCUACAGCACCCGGUUACUAUUCCUGGAGAAAUUCAAAGGACGGGUCGUGGUUCAUCCAGUCACUGUGCGCCAUGCUGAAGCAGUACGCACACAAGCUUGAGUUUAUGCACAUUCUCACCCGUGUUAACCGGAAGGUGGCAACGGAGUUUGAGUCCUUCUCCCUGGACUCCACUUUCCACGCUAAGAAACAGAUCCCGUGUAUUGUGUCUAUGCUUACCAAAGAACUGUACUUUUAUCACUAAAGAAAUGAUUGGGGGUGGAGUGGGGGCGUGUGUCUGGUUUUUUGUUGUUGUUGUUUUGAAUGCCAAAUGAGAAGACUGUCAGGGAGACUUUAUUUCCCUCUCAUUUGAAUCAAAUCUGAUGUUCCAGCUGGUCUCUGCUGAUACCACUGCCUAGCAACGCAGCCACAAUUCGCUACCUCAGCUUCAACAUCAGGUAGUUGAAAGGAAAUUGAAUUAGGAACAAAUAAAUGUCAGUAAUGGUACUAUCACCAUAGAAGAAAUUACUAGACUACCCUUUUAUAAUUAGCAAGAUUUGGCCAUACUGUGAAUUUUGAAGUAAUUAUGAAGCAGUAAAGCUUUGCAGUGAUGGUUUUAUACUCCCUACUCAUGUUAAGAAUGUUAUUCUAGUGUUCUUUACACAUACACACAAUAAUGUCAAAUGAUAUGUCUUAGAACUUGUAUCCAUGAGAAGAGACAAGGGCUCAAACCCUUGUUUUGGAACUAGUUUAUGGAAAUGAAGAGUGGGACCACCAUAGCAUAUUAUAUCUACUGGUUUUGUGACAGUUGUCCAGGGCAUGUAUUUGUUUUUUGUUUUUUAAAAAAAUCGUGUUUUAUUAUUUGAAUGAAAAUAACUUGAGUAUUUAUGUGAGAGGAAAACCAUGUGCGAACUUGGUUGACUCUUUGAAAGCAAUCAUCCAUCAGUAGCAGACAUGAUGGCAAGGUGCUAAGAUCCACCAGCAUUUGUUUCUUACUUAUUCUUAUACAAAUCAGCUUAGUUUUACAGAUCAGCAAAAUAUCUAAAAGAACGGUUAUGUGGUUCUGUAACAGCCUCAAAUUGUUGAUUAUUAGAAUGAAAUAAAGGAAUUCUGUAAGAACACUCCGUAAUACCAGUUGUCAAACAGAGCGAAAGGAAAGGAGAGAUGAAAUCUCCUGUAAUUGGAGAGAAGAUGGUUUGAGCCAGAGCAGAGUCAUGGCAGAGCCAACUGGACCCACCUUGCGAGUACUGGUUUGUGUGGAUGAUGUCCCCAAAGUCCAAGUUCCCACGUGAGAAAGUGAACCAGAUCAGAAAUUUCUGCAAAAAGGCUUUUCCAGAGUGCUGAGAGUCUCAAGAAAGUUCACUGAACUCCAUGUACAGAGUGUGUAGCAUGCUGACUUUUCUGUUGAAGUUUACAAUGAAAGGAAAAUAAUGGUGAUAUUUGUAUCGUCACUAGAAGUGACAGAGCCAUGGCACACAAGCGGCAGGCCCUGCAGCCCAGGGAGAAGCUGCAGACUGGAGUCCAGUCAGGGGGACUGCUCCGGGCUUCCUUAUCAUGGAGGUGCUGAGUCAUUGCUGGCUCUCCUGAGGUGUCCAGCAUUUUCCACAAGCUUCCUUUUUGCACAAAGAAAGGAAGGAACUCACAUUAUAACUGAUAGAUUCUUGUUUAGACUGAAUUUAUUGUUAACUCUUUGUAAGUAAACACAGCAUGUAUUUUAAAGUGUGUUCCCAUGUGGCAAUUUUAUAAAAGUUUGUUAUCUUGCAUUUUUAUUUCAAAACAUAAAUUCAGAUUUAAAGUUA